Molecule: messenger RNA, 1392 nt
Organism: Lineus longissimus
Lineage: Eukaryota; Metazoa; Nemertea; Pilidiophora; Heteronemertea; Lineidae
Product: zinc finger protein 384-like
Exons: 4
Coding region: 1-1131 (376 amino acids)
Biological process (GO): regulation of transcription by RNA polymerase II
Cellular component (GO): chromatin; transcription regulator complex; PcG protein complex
Molecular function (GO): RNA polymerase II cis-regulatory region sequence-specific DNA binding; DNA-binding transcription factor activity, RNA polymerase II-specific
Source: RefSeq, a predicted model, not a curated record
AUGGUUUCUGGCUUGGUUUCUGGCAAGAGCGUGAAUGUGGCAGUUUUAACGCUCUUGUUCGAAAUAAGUCCAAGUGUGGUGUCUGAGUCUGCUAAAUUCUGCAAUAAAUCAGACGUGUAUCGACACGGUAAAGAGACGCAUGGCCUCGAGGACAAAGCCCACCCCUGCCCGCAUUGCUACAAGUCGUUCAGCAGCCCUUCGCAGCUCCACCAGCACUCCCUGGUUCACACCGGAGAGAGGAAAUACCACUGCAAAUACUGCAACAAGGCCUUUAAGCAGCUGUCACACCUACAGCAGCAUACACGAAUCCAUACAGGAGAAAAGCCUUAUAAGUGUUCAAUUCCGAAUUGUAACAAAGCAUUUGCCCAGCUGUCAAAUCUGCAGCAUCAUCAACGAAACCAUGACCAGAACAAAGCAAAGUCGUCAAGAAAAAGCUUCUACUGCACCGUGUGCCAACGUGGAUUCGUGACCGAGUCAAGUCUUGAUAAGCACAUUGCUAGGCUUCAUGCCCACUUGUCAUCACAUUCCAUGAGCAGCCAUGUGAGUUCUCCUGUCAAGGUCACUGCCAGUAUGCCAAUGAGCCCGAGCACCAGUAGCGGGCAAAAGAGCAGCCCGCACAGCCCGCCUGUCAUGUCGCCGGAACCAAACAACGGGCAGAUCAACCCGCACCUUCAUCAAAUGGUCGCACAAGGCAUGCAGAACCUUCAGAGUCAUGGGAGCCUAACAAGCCCCCUGCCGCACAGACAUAUGUCGGCAUCGGCGAAUAAUUUAAUGGACGAUGGUGGCCUUUCCGAUCCGAUGGCACCACUACGCUCACCGGUGGACCAGGAUAACCGCAUGCAGAACUCGCAGAUCCAGGCGGCGCAUUCCGGACAACGUGGUCACCACCACCACCAUCACCAGCAGCAACAGAACAUGCUGUCAAGUAUGGGUGUCGGAACUCACACCGGAUUGCCCCCGAUUUCCCGCCUGUCGGAUCGUUGCUUCCCGCUGGCGCCCCCACUCCCUGCUGCUGCGCUGGCGGCAGUUCGUGCUCAAGCCUUGUCAUCGCUGAACUACGGCUCACCUGGUGCACGUGCAUCGCUCACGAGCAUGCACCGCAGCACAAGCCCAAACGGACACCAGACAUGAAGGAAGAAAACAGUAGGUAACUUAGAAUGGAUGUUGAUUCGUUAAAUAUGUGAAGAUUUGUUGAUUUGUGGGUUUGUGACUUCAUUGUUACUGUGUAAAGUGACUUUUUAUGUAAUCAAGCAUCUCCGAACAUUGUAUGCUAUAAGCAUGACCUCAAAGGUCGAGGACAUGGCAAUGGGGUCAAGCUUUGACCUUGAUAUAUAACUUAUAACAGGUCAAGGUCACCGGUGGAAUCUUGAAGGUUAAUAUUUGACCUUGACC